Suillus discolor is the source of this 1527-nucleotide messenger RNA. RefSeq lists its product as uncharacterized. The record is from RefSeq and is a predicted model, not a curated record. Bases 1 to 1527 code for a protein of 508 amino acids. The transcript has 7 exons. Lineage: Eukaryota; Fungi; Basidiomycota; Agaricomycetes; Boletales; Suillaceae.
AUGUCUGACAAAUCUGAUUUGGACUCGUCGAGAUCCUCAGGUAUUCAUUCAAGCUCAGAUGAGGACAACUAUGACCAUCCUGUAGCUCCACCAAAUGAAGACACUUCCAAGGAACACUACCAAAAGUAUAUUAAAUACCUGCAACUUCAGCAUGGCAAGCUUGAGCAGCGCAACGCAAGACUGAAUGAGAGCAACAAUGUCCUCAAUGCGCAACAGCUUAAACGUUCUUGCAAGCGCCCUCUUAAAGUGACAUCCUCCAAUAUGAUAUCAUCAGCAUCCCAACCAUCUUCCGCAGGUCUAUCUGCUGCACCUUCUACUGCGUCUGAUUCAUCUAAGCUCAAUGACAUCGAGAAGCUCAUUCUUGGCUCAGUGAAGAAAUACGCAAUUACUACUGAAAUGUUCCUUCCCAACAAAGCCAUUUUCAAAACUGAAUGUCCUGACCCUCCAACUGAUAUCUCGAAUCCAAAUCGUUAUGCAAAAAAAUCGACUGAGAAGGACAAACUUGUAACCGAGCUUUAUGCAUCCAUUGAUUUUGUGUUGCACCCUUGGAUGCGAACAAACAUCUUUUAUAAUCAGUUUGGAACUGGAAUGCAGCAAGCUCGGUCAUCAUUUAUCAAUGGGCUACGUUCCGUGGCAGGUAGCAUCUUCAACAUGCCGAAUGAGUAUUUCAUGUCGAAAUACGACUGUAUUUCUGUCCUGCAGGUCACAGACUUGAUCGGAUGGGAAGCAGGCAAGGGGAAAGUGUAUGACGUUUUCAAGGCACCAAUACUCUACCCUGAUAAUGUCAUCAAUGUGAAGAGAGCAUUCAAAAACUGGCUGGUGAUUGCAAAGAUUAUCAAGGUUGCGGUCUGCGGCAAAAUGUCGUUAUAUCCAAAAGCAUGUGGUGGCCCGCCUCCCUAUGCCAAGAUUUGGCAGCUAGCAAACUGCACUCCUGGCCUAAUUGCAUUUGGUGUCACAUCGGCACUUAUUAUGUUCGGUUCACCAUCUUCAUCCUGUCUCCCGAUCAAGAAUUCUCGGGAGAUGAAAUUCUUUGUUGUCAAAUGGACACAUGAUCGCAUCAAAGAUAUCGUGCAGCAAAUCAAUACUUAUGUCUUUGAUGGCAUUGUGAAGACACAGUUGAACAAUACUCCAGGUACUAUGGUAGAGGAUGUUACUGAUUCACUUGAUUGUGUUAUGGCCGCACUUGAUGACGACAGUGACUCAGAUGUUCUUACCAUUUCACUUCCCUCUGAACCUCCAGUACCCCAGACUUUCAACAGUUUCACAGCCCCGACCAUUCACAAUGAUCCCGCAAUGCCUUCUACAUCGUCUAUCUCAACUCGGAGUCUCCCCACUGCUGCGACGUCACACGCAGUUGCGUCAGUUGGGAUCCAAAGUGUUCAAGAGAUUCCCAAGGAUUUCCUAGCUGAUACUGGUACUAGUAAUACCAAGGCGCAGAAGAAGGCAGCAAGGGGCAAGAGGACUAAGGUUCCUGUUGACGAUGCUGAUAUUUGCCGUUCUUCCUGCAAUGCUAGUACUGCAAAAUGA